AUGAAGAAGAUAGAUUCCAAGCGAGAAAACCGCUCCAAAAGUGUAUCCAUAAUUGUAGAGUUGUUUGGUUCUUUCUACAUCAUCUCAUUAUAUGUUGUUAUACUUGCGGUCUAUAACUUUGUUGCUUUGUUCGAAACGAACGACUUUUUCUUUUCUUUUUUGUGUGGUCCACACUUUGAGAGGACAUAUGAUGGUGGACCGAAAUUGAAAGAGAGAGAUUUGCUUCGACCAAUCCCCUAUGGACCCGUAAAUGAAAACUCAGCAUUCAUUUUCAUUGGUGGUGUUCCACGGUCUGGAACUACGUUAAUGCGGGCCAUGCUCGAUGCACAUCCCGACGUACGUUGUGGUGAAGAAACACGGGUGAUACCACGGAUAUUGGGUUUAAGAGCACAGUGGAAAAAAAGUGAAAAGGAAUGGAAUCGGUUGCAACAAGCUGGCGUUACCGAUGAAGUCAUAAAAAGCGCAAUAGGCUCCUUUAUCAUUCAGGUAAUCGCUGGUCAUGGCGCACCGGCUCCUCGAUUAUGUAAUAAAGACCCCUUUACAAUGAAAUCUGCUGUUUUCUUAUCGGAAAUGUUCCCGAAUGCUCGAUAUAUCUUCAUGAUUAGAGAUGGUCGAGCUACUGUACAUAGCAUCAUAUCGAGAAAGGUGACAAUUACCAACUUCGAUCUGACUGACUAUCGUCAAUGUUUAACGAAAUGGAACGCAGCGAUAAGCGCAAUGAAUGAACAAUGCAAUGCUGUAGGAGACAAGUGUUUGAGGGUCUAUUAUGAGCAGUUGGUUUUGCAUCCUGAAGCGCAAAUGAGGCGGAUCUUGGAUUUCCUUCAGAUACCAUGGAAUGAUAGCGUUCUUCAUCAUGAAAGGUUCAUAGGCAAAGAUGUUUCACUAUCGAAUGUUGAAAGAAGUUCUGACCAGGUUGUCAAACCGAUUAAUGUGGAUGCGUUAUCGAAAUGGGUCGGUGCUAUCCCUGAAGAUGUGGUGCGCGACAUGGAUGAAGUUGCUCCAAUGCUUCGAGAACUUGGCUACGAUCCGAAUGCGAAUCCACCAAAUUACGGCAAACCAGACGAGACGGUUAUCAAAAAGACGGAAGAAAUUCAUAAAAAUGUUCAUGAAUGGUACAAGAAAGCUGUUAGCGUUGUAAACGAUCCAGCAAGAGUAGACAAACCAGUUGUUCCCGAAUAACAAGCAUUUUGCACCUGAAAUGGGUGGUCACUUAGCACCUCGUUUACAUCUCUGAAAGCCUCAGUUCAAAACAGAGUAUUAUCAGAGCUUUGCCAGUGUUUUUGGGUUUUUGUUUCUCUAGUAUCAUGCACAUUUUCCAUGUCUUCUAUAUCUGCUGUUAUACACUCACUGUUUGUACACAUAUCUGAUGUUUUUCAAUCCAUUUUUUUUAUGGUGUAGAACACCAAAGGGUUUGUUAUCAGAUUGAUUGAUGCUUGGAGCUUUCUUCUUGCGAUUGCUCAGGGUCUCAGCACUAUUGAGACGCUUUUGGGAGUAAUCUAGCCUGUGCAUUUCGUGCAAGAUAUAUUUCCGAAGACCAGUUGUGCCUUGGAACAAGUAACUUGCAUGAAUUAUUUGAUUUUUUCCCGCAUUAUAUAGUUGAAAACAAAUGUUUUUACAAUAUUCUCCCAGUCGUUUUCCACUUGUUCGUUGUUUUGAAGUGCGAUUUGUUCUUUGGUCACAUAUUGCAAUGAACUGAAUCAUUUCUUUCUCGGGUAAGGUUUUAUUCUUUUGUUCCGCAUUUUUGCGAUGAGAUAGAAGGUAUGUAUUGUAAAGCAUAAUCUAUGUGAUAAAUAUUGAGAGAUUU
Molecule: messenger RNA, 1804 nt
Organism: Cylicocyclus nassatus
Lineage: Eukaryota; Metazoa; Nematoda; Chromadorea; Rhabditida; Strongylidae
Source: the annotation of a GenBank genome assembly